CCUUUUUGAGAGCUUUUGUGAAUAGCAACUCUUGCCAACCAAACUCAAAUUAAGACACAGGCACACAUUCUCUCUCCCUCUUUCAUCCACAUGCACACAUUCUCUCUCUCUCUUCCAUCCACAGGCACACAUUCUCUCUCUCUCUCUAUCUUCUCUCUCUCUCUCUCUCUCUCCCUUAAUUGCUCACUUACGCCAUUUGUGUGAUGAGUUGGUGGAUCCAUUAAACUCCCUGCUGAGGUGAAAAAGGUACCAUUUCUUCAUCCUCUUCCCCUUUCUUUCUUUUCUGAGAACAAUUUCCGUAUUCAUCACUUAUUUCCAAAGUUUCGACCUUUAACAACGCUUCUGAGCUCGGGAUACCCCAUCAUUCAUUUAAAUGGAUUUGGGCAAUAAGGAAGUGGAAGUGGAAAAAUGGAAAAUAAGCAGAUUAGAACCAUUCCCCAAUCCAAGAAUCUAGGUCAAAUUAGGGUUUCUUCAAUUCAUGGAGCUCUGGUUCUGCACACAAUGGGGGAACGGUGUUUCAUGGAAAUCUGGUUGGAAAAUGGUGGGUGGUUGUCGAGACUCGAGCCAUUGAUUUGAUGAUCUGACGUGAUGAGCCGAGCUUCAUCGCUCUCCCCAAAGCUCGAUCCCAAUUCUAGGCCUGAUUUGAACGCUCUGAAACAAUGGGUUGUUGGGUUCUGCAUAAUUAGGUUUGAUCUCGAACAGGGGCAAGUGAUCGAGGAGUGUUACCCACCCGGUUUGUUCAGUCAAGAUGAGGAGCUCGACAUUGCUUUCAGUUCAUUCCCUGACUCCAUGUCUCAGCACCAGAAUCGGUCGAGUAUCCAUGACUGUAUGUUCUUCUUUCGAUUCAGGAGAAGGGGAACACCCCCAAUUAAUAAAUUAUCAGAAAAUUCAGAAGAAAUUGUAGUUGAAGAGCAGUCUACUUCACAAAUUUCAGAUGUGAUUUCACUGAGAAAUGGUGUCUCUCGAGAGAGAGCUGGAAGUGGUAAUGGCAGUUGGGCUAAUAAUUUGCUUCCAAAUGCCAUCACGAACAAAAUUUCCAAUGGGUUGAAGAGCAUAUAUUCACCCGAAAAUAAAAAAUUGGGUUCUUCUGGUUUGCUGUCAUCAAAAGAGAGCUUGCAUAUUCUCAAAAGGUCAAGCUCCCAUCAUGGUUCUAGAGUUAAAGGAGGGCCUAAAUACCUCUAUGGCUAUGUUUUCAAUAGACAGAGGCAGGACGAAAGGUUGAAGCGUGGAGGAGAACAGAAAUCAGUCGUGAUCUUAUCUUAUAGACCCUACUCUAGCGUUUUUAAGCCUCUAUUACAGAUCUUGGGGCAUUUAUGCUUCGAUAUUGGUAAGAAAGCUCUUGAGCACAUUGCAUUUUAUGUAUCUAAAUGGCCAACUCCUCAACUUGGUAAGCUAAUGGAACUUCCUAUAGGAAGUGCUACUCUGAAAGUCUAUCUUCCUCCUGCUCAUUGCUUGCCUGCUGAUGAUGGGAGCUUAGAGCAAGAGUCGUUUUCAGGCAUGGCUCCUUUUACCCCCACAAAUCAAUAUGUUCCGCAAGGUAUUUUUCAUGAAACUGAUAUUUUUGGGAUAUUUAGGGGUAUUUUAUUGCAGCUGUGGGUGCUAUGGGAGAUCCUGAUUAUUGGGGAGCCAUUGCUUAUAUUUUCUCCCACACCUUCACAGUGUUGCGAAGCAGUUGCAGGACUUAUCAGUUUGGUGGCUCCCCUUUUCUGUAGUAUUGAUUUUCGACCUUACUUCACUAUUCAUGACCCCGAUUUUGCACUUCUUAAUUCACUUAAAGAAGGAGAUCGAUUCCCUUCAAUGAUCCUUGGAGUAACAAAUCUCUUUUUCUUGAAGGCUUUACGUAUCAUACCUCACGUUGUUUCAGUUGGUUCUCCUAUUCCAAAUUCAAGCAAGCUUGCCCUUGUUUCGAACGAAAGGAGCAAUACCCAAGAGAAAUCAAAUCCUAAUCAGUUAUCUUUAAAUAAGUUCUCACCCUCGAAUUUGUUGAAUGCUGUGAAAAUGAGGAGAGAGGGGCCUCUUAUUCUCAUGACUGAGUAUAAAGAAGCAGUUUGGAGCUCGUAUAAUGCGACCACAAAGCCGGACACUGGUGUCUUGAACCGGCUUGUGGAUGCAGGGUUGUCACCUAGAAUCGAAGAGUCCAUGUCAGUUGUGAAUAACGAGAUCUUACGAAGGCAUUUCUUGGAGCUCACGACCAAUUUCCUUGCUCCGUUUGGGCCUUACUUUAGGGCUAUCACACCAUCUGAAGGAACAUCACCUUUCUGUGAUCCACCACCUCUUCCUGCCUUUGAUGCUCGUGAGUUUUUGGAUGGCCUAUCUGCAAGAGGUCCAGGAAAAUUUAUGUCUAAAAGGAUGAGAGCAAACUGGCUGGACCUUUAUAGGCGCUUCUUGACUGGGCACAACUUUAUGCCAUGGUUCCGAAGAAGGCGGUCCAUUGCUGAGCUAGAGCAGCAUAGACUGUGGAGGCAGGUUAGGAUGAAGGCUGACAUUCAGCAGUUCGUCUCAAAAAUGAGUGAAUUGGAGAUUGUUGAUUGUUUCCACUUCAUUGAAAGGCAUAUUCUUGGAGAGAUACAGGUGCAGCAAGCGGGAAAGGGCGAUACAGAUUCAGCAAGGGCAUGCCAGAAACUAAAGUCGGAUCUCAAAACAGUGUUUAAUACGCUCCCCAAAGACACACAGCAGCUCUUGAUUUUCAAUCCGCAGUGUGCGGCUCUUUUACAGGGCAGCCUAGAAUUGACGAGGCUGCCCGGUCGGCCUUCUGUAUUAUUAUCUGAGACGAGCCUUUCCAGUUCACCAAGAUAAAACAUCAAACAUAAAUCUGAUGUCAAAGUGUGCUAGCGUUAGAGUGCUUGUUAAAUCAAUUGUUUAAGCUUUAUCCAGUGUCCAAUUGCUUUC
This is a messenger RNA of Amborella trichopoda, 2889 nucleotides long. RefSeq names its product polarity axis stabilization protein. Gene Ontology annotation, cellular component: recycling endosome. The record is from RefSeq and is a predicted model, not a curated record. Lineage: Eukaryota; Viridiplantae; Streptophyta; Magnoliopsida; Amborellales; Amborellaceae. Gene Ontology annotation, molecular function: guanyl-nucleotide exchange factor activity.